AUGCAAAAUGAGACUGAAGGACAACGAACAAACAGGGUACAAAAGAGAAAACAAGACCGAGCAACCGAAACAGUUGAUGAGCGAGCAAGAAUACUUGAAAUACUACGAGCAGUUUUUCACAAAGCAAGUUCAAAUGAAAAUGACCAAAAAUCAGAUGAGCAGUUGAGUAUGUCUGUUGAUCUGGCAACUGUAGAUAUAUCCUCUGUUCUUGAAGCAGACAAGGAUAAUGAGUCUGUACAUGAAGCAGAGGGGCCAGGGGUGAGUAGAAAUGAAUAUUUACAUGAGGGUGGUUGGCAAAAUGUUGACAACCCUCUGCAUGAGCUAGAGUUUGUACAAAAUGAAAUGCACAGUUUUCAUUUAGAUCAAGAACAUUUAGAGCAUUGA
This is a messenger RNA of Paramuricea clavata, 384 nucleotides long. The record is from the annotation of a GenBank genome assembly. NCBI's taxonomy places the organism in Eukaryota, Metazoa, Cnidaria, Anthozoa, Malacalcyonacea, Plexauridae.